AUGGACGACGUUCAAAAACACGACGUAAGGACAGCCGGCGGCUACACUGCGAGUCCUCCAGCUACGAGCCAUAAGGGCAGCGUUAGGCGUCGUAGAAAAGCCAGAGAUUCGGACAACGCUGUGGCAGACGACGUGAAGGCACAGGAGUGUCUGCAAUCACCCAGUGAUUCGGACGACGUCACGGUAGACGACGCGAAGACAGCUGCGCGUCGCCAAGCCAGAAGCGAUACGGACGUCAUAACAGCACACGACGCGAAGGCAGCCGGUGGCUCUACGAGUCCUUCAACUACGACCGACGAGGACGGCGUCAGGAGUCCUCGAAAGGCCAGUGAUUCGGACGACGCUGCGGAAGACGACGUGAAGACAGCUCGGCGAUCGGACAGCGAUUCGGAGGACGACGUCACGGUAGACAACGCGAAGACAAAUACGCGACGCCAAGCCCGAAGCGAUACGGACGUCGUUAGAGCACGCGGUGUGAAGGCAGCCGGGCGCACCGUCACGAGUCCGCCAGCGUUGAGCAACAUGAACGUCAUUACAGCGGAUGACGUGAAGAAAGCUGGGACUGCCGUCACGGCUGCCGCAGCAGCCGCUGCCGUCGCAAUGCGCCUAGCUGACCAGCGGGGAGUCGACGAGGCCGCGGCGCUGCGCGCAAGACAGUGCAAUGCAGACCCUUGCGUUGUCUGCAUCGUGGCGAUCAUCGGUUUACUCCUCGUCUACCGUCUGUUCCUAAGGUAG
Molecule: messenger RNA, 735 nt
Organism: Dermacentor silvarum
Lineage: Eukaryota; Metazoa; Arthropoda; Arachnida; Ixodida; Ixodidae
Product: clumping factor A-like
Exons: 1
Coding region: 1-735 (244 amino acids)
Source: RefSeq, a predicted model, not a curated record